This is a messenger RNA of Cyclopterus lumpus (lumpfish), 1646 nucleotides long. RefSeq names its product teratocarcinoma-derived growth factor 1 (gene tdgf1). The coding region runs from base 66 to 701 and encodes 211 amino acids. The record is from RefSeq and is a predicted model, not a curated record. NCBI's taxonomy places the organism in Eukaryota, Metazoa, Chordata, Actinopteri, Perciformes, Cyclopteridae. The transcript is spliced from 6 exons.
CAUCUGUUCCAGCUGUCUGGGGAACGGGUUUCAGUUGAGUUGAGACGGAACCGGCUCUCGGUACCAUGAGGUGGACCCAGCUGAUCAGGAUGGUUCUCUGUGCAGCGGCCUGUCUCCACCCUGUCUCCACUGCAGGCUGUGAAGGAGACGACUGCGGCAGAGGCCAGACCCCCUCUUCCUCUUCCUCUUCCACCUCCUCCUCCUCCUCCUCCUCUGUAUCUCCCUCUUUAUCUUCUUCUGUGGUGGUGAAAUCCCAGCAGCCCUCCCAGGACUUCCUGGGCCAGUUGACCCAGGUGAGCUCGGCAAACAGCGGAGACCGUAAACACCGCGACGCCAGCGCCGUCCUGCCCUUCAUCGGCCUCACGGGCAGUGCUGAGCAGAGUCGCAGCUGCUGCAAGAACGGAGGAACCUGUAUCCUGGGCAGCUUCUGCGCCUGCCCUCCGUUCUUCACGGGAAGGAGCUGCGAGUACGACCAACGCAUCAGGAGCUGUGGUUCCAUCCCUCACGGAGAAUGGGUCCAGAAAGGAUGCUCCUACUGUCGCUGCGGUUACGGCGUUCUGCACUGCUUCCCCGACGUCUUCCAUAAAGACUGUGAUGAUUCAGAGGAGGUACUUUGGUAUCGCUCGUCAGCUGUCAGGACAGUUCGGCCUGGUUGCUUCCUCUAUCUGGUGCUGCUUCUUCCCCUGCCUCUCCUCCUCUGAUGUUUAGAAAAUAACAACAUGAUUCUGGACACCUCCACCAGGAUUCAUGUGAAACACUGAGCUGUGCACUAUGCAGGAUUUCUCAAGCUGUUUCUUGGAUUUUAAACUCUGGAGUUAGAGUUUUAGGGGAACUUCUACAAUAUUCUGGUUUAGGGGGACCCUUUGCAAUGUUCUACUUUAGGGGGACUCUCUGCGAUGUUGUAGUUUAGGGGACCCUCUGCAAUAUUGUGACUUUGGGAGACCCUCUACGAUAUUGUGGUUUACGAGAACCUUCUUAGUAGUGGUUUAUGGGGACGUACCUCAGGAGUUCUUCUGUGCUAAACUGAGCUGUUCAUUGCUGCGUCCCGUUCAGACUCAAACACAUCUGAAAGAGGAGCCCAUGAUAUGUUUUAGGAUCUUUUUGAGGACUGAAGGUUGAAUUGACUUGAACCGUGUCACUGGACCAACUUUAACGUUUUCAAGAAUCCAGUAAAAUGUUUAUUUAACCAAGGAAAGUUGCAGUAGGAUCUGAACUAAUUCCAGUUUUCACAUUGCAGGUCUUGUAUGAGAUACUUCACAAUGUGUGUAAAUAUCUUUAAAAUGCAUCACUCCGCUUGCCGAUUAGAAGACUUUAGGCUCCAGCUUCACACAUAAACUGUGUCUCUGAACAGUUUCACGGUGAAUGCAUCAGAGACUGGGGUCCAAACUCGUGUCUUUAAACCUUUCUGUCCGAUGAGACGUCAUCUGUGAGUCUAUGGUGUCCUGAAGAACAAAGUGUAUAUGAAGGAAGCUGUACAUAAGAUUUUUAUGCUAAGUACGUUUUUGUUUUGUAAUUCAUGGCUCUGUAACUUAAAUGUGAUUUAUCUUUUUUCUUUGUAAAAGAAGAUAUUUUCUUGUUUUUAACCUUUGUCUUCUUUCUGUUUGCACAAACUGUGAGCCGAUGUGACAUUAUGUCCUGCGAAUAUA